This is a messenger RNA of Ornithodoros turicata, 1943 nucleotides long. Its product is annotated as fatty acyl-CoA reductase 1-like. Gene Ontology annotation, cellular component: peroxisome. Gene Ontology annotation, molecular function: alcohol-forming very long-chain fatty acyl-CoA reductase (NADP+) activity. Bases 90 to 1616 code for a protein of 508 amino acids. The transcript has 12 exons. Gene Ontology annotation, biological process: long-chain fatty-acyl-CoA metabolic process. NCBI's taxonomy places the organism in Eukaryota, Metazoa, Arthropoda, Arachnida, Ixodida, Argasidae. The record is from RefSeq and is a predicted model, not a curated record.
CGAGAAGAAAGUGACUUUGUGGGGUGACACUACGGGGACUUUUUUUGGUGUCUUUUGUGGUCGGAAGACAACGUGCAACACACAUCAUCAUGUCAGGUGCGACGGUGGAAGAGGCCUCUCAGGUGGCGGAAUUUUUUUCCGGUCGAAGUGUCUUCCUCACGGGAAUCACUGGAUUUCUGGGAAAAGUCCUCUUGGAGAAGAUGCUGAGGUCGUGUCCGGACAUCGGCACCGUAUUCGUCAUCAUAAGGGAGAAGCGGGGUUCCAACUGUAAAGACAGACUCAAUAAGAUCCUCAACGAAAGGCUUUUCGAGAAGCUUCGCGCUGACAAGCCAGAUGCCUUUAAGAAGAUCGUCGUGGUUCCUGGAGACAUGGUUCAACCGCAGAUGGGCAUGUCCAACAUUGACAGGGAGAGAAUCAUCAACGAAGUAUCCGUGGUCAUCCACGGCGCUGCGUCCGUCCGUUUCGACGAGCCACUCAAAGUGGCGGUACGAUCCAACCUUCUAGCCACAAAAAUGCUCCUCGACCUUUGCAAGGAAAUGAAAAGUCUCAAGGUCUACGUUCACGUCUCGACUGCCUACUGUAACUGCAACGUGAAAGACGUGGAAGAAAAAGUCUAUCCAGCACCCCUUGAUCCUGCUCAUUUACUGGACAUGGUCGAGUGGAUGGACGAGUCCUUACUAGAGAGUCUCACACCCAAGUUACUUCAGGGCCGCCCUAACACCUACACCUUCACCAAAGCCAUGGCCGAAGUUUUGGUUCAAGAAGCAGCCUCUUCUUUCCCAGUUGCCAUCGUUCGACCUUCCAUCAUUACCGGAGCCUGGAGGGAACCCGUCGUGGGCUGGGUUGACAACUACAACGGACCAACUGGGUUGCUUGUCGCUCUUGGAACUGGUCUUCUAAAAUCCGUGUACUGCGACCUCAGUUUGGUCACGGACAUGAUACCAGUUGACGUCGUCUCUGACAGCGUAUUGGCUGCGGCUUGGUACACAGGAACAAACAGACCAGAGAAGGUGCGCGUCUACAACGUAGCCACCGGCACAGACAACCCGCUCUCCUGGCACAAGUUCAUGGUGAACGUCAUCAACAUUCCCUUCGACUACCCGUCUUCUAUCAUCGUCCGCUAUCCGUCCCCUGCCUACACAAACAUAAAGAUGAUGCACAACCUGCGACUCUUCGCCUUCCACUACCUGCCUGCCCAUGCAUUGGAUCUUGUUCUCAAAGCCGUCGGGAAGAAGCCGUGUCUCUCUCGGCUGUACGAACGCAUCAAGGGAUCCCUCGACGCUUACGAGUACUUCACGACGCAGGAAUGGAACUUCGAGACGGACAAUGUUAGAGCGCUCUACAGCGAACUCAACAGCACAGAUAAGAAGACGUACAACAUUGAUGUGACGCAAAUUGACUGGUCCACCUACCUCGUUAGCUACUGCCUAGGUAUUCGGCAGUUCGUCAUUAAAGAGGACCUAUCCACCGUCCCCGCCGGAAAGAGACACGUUACAAAGCUCUACUGGCUGAGCAAGGCCGGUAACGCUAUUUGCCUGUUCGGCGCGUGGCAACUGCUCAAAGCCAUCAACUGGGAUCCGGUAGACAUGGCCAUGACUGUCGGAGGCUUCUUCUAGGGAUAGCUCUCAGCUGAUUCAUCGGUGUUCACCAUUAUUGCUCAGUUAAAGUAUAAGGAACACGAUCGCUAAUCUUUAUAUGUAAAUUAUAUAUAAAGGUGUGUACAGUUGUUUGAAGGCAUUUUGCGAGUUCUCGAUGCCUUUUUGGAUGUGCUACAUUAGUCGUGGCAUCCUCUUUCUAGUGUGGCUAGGAAGUUUACUGUAAUGCUCAAGGGACAUUCUAUUGAUGUUGAGAAUGAUGCGACAUUUUCCUACCGUUCAAAGGUAGAAGCGGAUGUUUGUGUAUAUUUAUUGUAAAUAAAAUUUUACUUACGUUUACGAACCUGA